AACGGAUUGCCAUAGUCGUAUCGAUCUAUGAAAGUUAGAAAUUCUAUGUUUGGGCUUCUGCUUUUCUUUGUAACGAAUAAAACAAACAAAUAAAUAUCCGGAUUUCGCUUUUAUUACCAAGGCAAGCUUUAAAAAUGGCAGAAGCUGUACCUGAAGAAGAAUUGACUAUCCCAAGAGCUGCUAUGAACAAAAUGAUUAAAGAAAUUGUACCCAGUGUUCGAGUUGCUAAUGAAGCUAGAGAGUUAAUUUUGAACUGCUGUUCAGAAUUCAUCCAUCUUUUGGCAUCAGAAGCUAAUGACAUCUGCACCCAACAACAGAAAAAGACUAUAAAUGCAGAACACAUUCUAGGAGCACUGGAUAGACUAGGGUUCAAUGAUUAUCGCACUGAUGCUGAGGCAGUUUUGAAAGAUUGUAAAGCUGUUGCUGCCAAGAGAAGACGCCAAAGUACAAGGCUGGAAAAUCUAGGAAUUCCAGAAGAAGAGCUAUUGAGGCAGCAGCAGGAAUUAUUUGCCAGAGCCAGAGAAGAACAAGCUGCUGCUGAGCAAGCCCAAUGGCUUCAACUACAAGCUGAAGCUCAAAUGUCUUUACAACAGCAACAGCAUGGAGAUGCUCCAUCCAAUUCAGAAGAUGGAGAGUAUUCUUAAUGUGUUUUGUGAUUUGACCUAAUACAUAGCUUGAUUUCUAG
This is a messenger RNA of Daphnia carinata, 685 nucleotides long. RefSeq names its product protein Dr1-like (gene NC2beta). The record is from RefSeq and is a predicted model, not a curated record. NCBI's taxonomy places the organism in Eukaryota, Metazoa, Arthropoda, Branchiopoda, Diplostraca, Daphniidae. Gene Ontology annotation, molecular function: TBP-class protein binding; protein heterodimerization activity; core promoter sequence-specific DNA binding. The transcript is spliced from 4 exons. Gene Ontology annotation, biological process: positive regulation of transcription by RNA polymerase II; RNA polymerase II preinitiation complex assembly; chromatin remodeling. Bases 135 to 644 code for a protein of 169 amino acids. Gene Ontology annotation, cellular component: negative cofactor 2 complex.